Messenger RNA from Alternaria novae-zelandiae, 1908 nucleotides. RefSeq lists its product as uncharacterized. The transcript is spliced from 5 exons. The record is from RefSeq and is a predicted model, not a curated record. NCBI's taxonomy places the organism in Eukaryota, Fungi, Ascomycota, Dothideomycetes, Pleosporales, Pleosporaceae. Bases 1 to 1908 code for a protein of 635 amino acids.
AUGCAGAAUCUCUUCACACUGAUGUGGUUCACCUGGCUAAGCGUCACACUUUUCGACGUGCGCUUCAGCAUCGACUGCGUCUGGAACCGUUUUCACAAAGCCAUACAGUUCGGCAUCUUCACAGGCUUUGUGUAUGCCGGCCCCGUUUUCGACAAGUACAGCACCAGCGGUGUCGAGAAAUCCUACCGGAAUUUUGCUAUCGUGCUCGUCAUCGGCAGAAUCGCAAUCGCUGUUCAAUACGCCGUGGUUAUGUGGCAAGGUCGCAUGUUCCGCCAGACAUUGAUUCCGUUAGGGCUCAGUGCAGGUGUACAUGCUGCUGCUGCGAUAUGCUAUGCCGUUACCAUGGUUGUGUUUCCCAAGGGCCGUGUUGGUCUUGAGGAACAACUUGCAUGGGUCAUCAUAUCCAUUAUUGAAGGUCUUCUAAUCUUCCUCAUCGCCAUGAUUUGGCGCAUCAUCAGUUUCAAAUACACCCAUCUAGCGGAGCGACUGCAACUCCUUACGCUCAUCAUCAUUGGGGAGGGUAUCAUCGGGAUGGUCAAGAGCGUGGCAUCAAUUCUCCUCUGCGUCGAAGGCAACACCUCUCUCAUCGUGUGGAACUCAGCCGUGCAAGCUCUUAAGUGGAUUUGGUCGUUCAAACCCGAGAACUACUACGACCCAGCCAAUGGCUACUCGGACACCGACAGCUACAUCGACUACCUCAAUCAGAGCAUGAACGCUAUCAACGGGAGAUUCAAGAGCAAAGCCUGGAACACUACAUACAACUGGAACACGAACUUCACUGCGAUCGAGAAUUACACUGCAACGUACGGCUUCAAAUCAAACGAAUGGAACAAUCGAACCGGCGACGUUGUCCGUCACAUGUUCGACAGGGCGCAAGUCUUCGUGUACGAGGCACAUUAUGACUCUCUUGCGAAGCUCAACGCCGUUGCCGCGACUACAGCUAGUCCGCGGAACAAGCUAGAUGCUGUUUCCGAUGUCUUCAACACCACUACCAUGCAGUUCUUCAUCGGCGCAGGCUGUCUGCUGUUGGUGCUGGCGAUCAUGUACUGGUUCAACAAGAUCCACAAGACGAAGUAUGAGUUCGGCGAGAUCAUCAACAGAGUUGUUGUCGGCUUUACGCUUAUCAUCCUGGGAAUCUCUGUCGUCAUUGCGGACAAGACCACCAGUGGUUUCAAUUUCAAGGGGAGUCAUUGGAUGAUUCCCAUAGUGGUGCUGUUCUUUGCUGCAGUACUGUUUUUUGACAACAUCCUACUUGUUGUCGCACAAUACACCAGCCGCCAUCCACGUCACUCGCACAACCGCGAUAUCUCAUGGGGUAACAGGACCCUGAACAACGACAGCGACGACAACGAAACUGGCGGUCUCAUAUCGAAACACCCCAGCCGCGCACCAAGCCCUGGCGGCACACCCAAAGGCGCGCCUCGCAGCCGAAGCCACACACCAACACCUCCUUUGAACAGAGUUCAAACCGCGUACACACCAUUCGCAGACUCGCCGCCUCAGCCCCGCGACUUUGUCACAGGUCCAUCAAACGGCAAGGCUAGAAUGCUAAGUCACAGUCCUGGCCCAGCGGUUGACAGUGAAGCCACACUCCAAGACGAAGGCAACCACGCAGGGCAUGGCCGCGGCAGAGCCAACACGGCUGACUUCUCGUACGAAAACACGCCUACCAGUGCUUUACCCAGGAACCAAGGGCUAGGCAUUGGUAUCACGGUUCAGCGAGCCAGUACACCGAGCUUGUACGGUAGCAAUCACCAGAAUGGUGACCUGCGAGAGAAGGCUACUUGGAAGAGCUUGGGCGUUAUGACUGAAAACGAUUAUGAGGGAAGGGGAUAUGGUGAUGCUGGAUUGCAGCAACCGAUGCGUGCAAGGGCUGUUAGCUUUGAGAAUCAUGGGCCUGGCGCUUGA